Molecule: messenger RNA, 1515 nt
Organism: Entrophospora sp. SA101
Lineage: Eukaryota; Fungi; Glomeromycota; Glomeromycetes; Entrophosporales; Entrophosporaceae
Source: the annotation of a GenBank genome assembly
AUGAAAAAUUUGGUAUGGAAAACUGUAUGGAAAAAUGCAAAUUUCAGUUCAUUUCGUAGUAUCAAAGAUAUGAACCCCCAAUUUGUGCUGUAUCCAAAAGCAACAAAUGAUGACGAUUUUGAUGAUAUUUAUAUAGCGUUAAAAUACGCUCAAACAAAUAAUUUGAAAAUUGCUAUUCGUACAGGUGGGCAUCAAUAUACCGAAAUUGGAAUUAGUCACUCAUUGGAUGAGUUUGCGAAAAUAUUACAAGAUAAAGGACAGUUCUUACCGGUAGGUCAAUGUGAAUAUGUAGGUUUGGGAGGACAUGUACAAACUGGUGAUUAUGGACAACUCGCGAGGGGUUUUGGUCUUUUAAUAGAUUAUAUUAAGGAGAUUAAGAUUAUAUCUUAUGACGAAACUGAAAAUAAAUAUACAGCAAAAUGGAUUAAAAAAGGUGCCGAAUUAUUUCGUGCUGUCAUUGGUGGUAGCCCGGGUAAUUUCGGUGUAAUUACACACGUUAAGUUUAAUGUUUUAAAGGAUCGCAAGUAUUCACCUCGUGGAUUUUUUGCAGUUUGUGAAUACGAUCCUGGAUAUUUUAAAACAUUCUUGGAUAUAAUGUUAGAAACCGUCGACGAAGAUGAUUUUGAUUAUUGUGUCACACUCAUAUCUGACUCAGGUAUAGAAGAUAUUGGAAAUGUCUUAGAUAAUGAUCCAUCAUAUGACAAAACAUACAAUCGACAAGAGUAUGUUAAUAGUGGUGAUGAAGAUGUUGUUUGGCCAACUAUGAUCAUCAUACACGCUUAUCAUUAUCAAGAAUACGACGAAAACACUUCUCCAAUUAAGAAAAUAAAAGAUGUUGUUAAAGAACCAAAUAAAUGGACAAUUGUAACAGACACAACAAAAAAGGAUAUUAAAGUUUCAGAUUUAGUUAGAGAUUGGAUUGUGUUUAUCAGAAGAGAAUUUCAAUUGCAGUAUAUAAAGCCUCAAUUCAAAUACUAUGGUGGUGCAGAAUCCGAAUUUUAUAAGAAAGGCGUAGAAAACCAGGAUAAAACAUCAAUUAGUUGGCGAAAUAUGAAUUUUGGAUUUACCUUUGACGUAUUUUUCGAAAAAGAGAAAUUUCAUUUAGCAAGCGAAUGGCAAAGAGAAAAUGAUAAAUGUGUUUCAGUGAAUAAUCCUAUAUUCUCUGAUAAAGAUAUGCGUUUGUUAUGGGCUUCUCAUGACUUAAAUCUCAAUUAUUUUCAUGAUUGUUAUUAUGAAACUGAAGACAAAUAUAAAAAAUUAUGUGAAUUAAGAGAUAAAUAUGAUCCUGAUAAAAUUUUUAUUCCUAAUAAUUUUUGUGUUGGUGUAAAGAAUGAAGCGCCAAAAGAAGAUUUAAAAAAAAUAUUAGACGAGAAUAGUGAAAAAUUCAAGAAAAUGAUAUCAGGGAGAGGUUUUACUCCGAUUUGGAAAACAUGGAAGGGUGGUGCUAAUCGUUCUGCAACGAUUUCUCUUGCACCACUAAUUAAUUCUUCAAAUUUUUCAUUAGACAGGUUUUGA